AACUCCCGUGUGUGAGUCACGGCGCGGCCCGUCAGCGCCGUUAAAUGCCGUGUGCGGGCGGGCGGCGCUGCCUGGGCUGCCCCGGCCCCCUGCGCGCGGGCCGCCGCCUCCCCCGCCUCCUCCUGCGGUACAUGGCUGGCGGGCCGUACUUGUCACGGUGUCACAUCCUCCCCGCCGGCUGCGGCCCCAACUUCCCCCUCAGCUCGGCUGCAACUGCUGCCCAGGGCCACCGCAGCGGCAUGGGAUAGAGCACAGCCGCCUCAGCGCCUGGCCGCCGCCUCCUCCGCCGCGCACCCCGGCGCCUCGCCGCACGCUCAUUUUAAAUUAAUUCACCCAUCCGGUUUAAAUCCCUCACCCGUGUUCCCCGCCCUGCAGUCCCCCCAACUGCCUCCUCACCCCCCGCGGCGUCCCCUCUCCGUUGACUCUUUUUCCCGCCCCCAAUUCGGCCGCCCCCCGCUCCCCUCAGCGCCUCUCUCAGCGGUUCUCAACAGCCCUCGCCGCGGAGCCCCCCGGAGCGGCACGGUUGAGGCUGUGAUGAAGGUUGAUGUGAGGGGCAAGGGGCUCCUGAAAGAUGCUCUCCGGCCUGGGCCACUGUCCCUCUCUGAAGACCAGGGAAACCCACCUUUUUUUAUUUCCAGGUGCACCAUCCUCCUCCCCACCUUGUCAUGUUCCAGUAUUACCUGGGCUUGACUUGGCUUGGCAGGACAAUCCGUGUAGCGUAGGGUGAAGCCAUGGUCCACAGCAGGGACUUCUGGUGGCUUGUAUUGAUAUUGGGAGCACUUAAUGUAAAAUGGUUUUGUCUCUGUUUCAUUGCUAUUGAUUUUUUUUUUUCCUUCCUAAUGUAUUUUCAGAAAUGUGAAUGUUCUCAUGUGCUGUACAUUCAGAGUAGCUAAAAUAAAACAUACAUGGAAAACCCCAGCAAGCACAGCAGCAUUUCCAUACACAGGGCGUCUGAAGCCUUAGUACUUUGCUGGGUUUAGUUAUUAAUAUUAAUUGCUUGGUCUUUGUAAUUCAUAUGAUAUGGAAACUAAUUGCUGAAUUGAAGGUUUACCAAACCUCACAGCACUCCAAAAUCAUCUUUCUCAGACAUCUGAAAAAUAAAUCUACUGAACUUCUGUUAAGAUGAAAGGUAAACACUCUUGUAAAUGAGAAGUAGAAAAGUAUGGCUUCAGUUCAGUGACUACUUAAUUGUAGUUUUAAGUAUGCUUAUGAUCAAUAAAUUUGUAGAGGAAAUGAAAUCUUUAACAAAUCUUGUCUUGCUUCUAUCUAUAAAGGGAGGGAGGGAAACAAAAAAAAUCAGCCCUGAGAUUUUUACCAAACAGUAAAUCAGCCUUUAUCCCAAGGGGUGACUUGCUCAAUAUAACCCCAAACUUCCUAAAUGUCUGUUAUUUUGCCUUUACGGGGGGGUCCUUGAGCUGUGGCCUGUUAAGUCAAUUUGCUUCUCCUCUGUUACCACUUUUAGCACCAGUGUAACUUCGUUAACCUUAACGGACCAGAUUUGCAUUGAUGUGAAAAGUAAUCGAGAAACCCAUGUUUUCAGAAAGGCCCCUAUAGUAGUGAUGUGACAAGCUCUGAUUCAUUCUCUCAUCAGACCCAAUUACGCCACCCUUACUCACACCGAGUGGUACUUUACUGCGCAAGAGCUCCCUGCGAUGCUUGUAUGACUACUUGUGUACUACAGUACCAACCUGGGUGAGGUAAUGGCGCUUAUUUUUUUUAGAACUAUUUUUUCCCUUCCCUUGAAAUAAGAACUUAUUGGAUAACUAUUUUUCUUGGGUUGUGAAGAAAACUGAGGAUUAAAUGUAAAGCUGCUCUGUUAAGUGACUAUACAAAAAAAAACCCUCUGAGAUCUGUGCUACCAGUGAAACGGGCAGGUAAGUUUUCUGUGUGUUUAGCUUUCCCUUGUUGCUAUGGGAAGUAGGAAAAAGAUUGGUGAGAAGUUCAUUAUCUUGUCCUGAAAUUUCUCUGUGCCUGAGGGAACCCAUACCUACAUGUGGUGUUCAAGUUAGGGUUAGGUUUUGUUUUUUUUUAAUUUCUCUCCUUCUCCAGAACCCCCCUAAACAUUCACAUCACAUUGUUUAAAUGUUUGCUAUCGAAAUCACUGACAGCAGGAUCAGGCCCUCAGUUGUUUUUCUUUAAAGCAGUUGAUAAUGGCUUGGACAUGAUGUUGUAGAAAGAUAAUAUUAUCUGGUGUGUCCACAGCUCAGAUCCACUGUCUUACAGUCUCAGAAGAAAGCUCCCUACUAAGCAGCUUGUAAAGAAAAUACAUCUAAUAAAGCAGAACUGUCUUCUGCCUUUAUGUUCUUAUUUAUAACUCUCUUGAAAGUUUGCUUGAUACUCUUUCAGAACAAGACACACUUCUUUCGUGUUUGUUUCAUGUUUUCACUUCCUUGUAUGACUGUGUUCAUUGCUAAGCUUUUGUGUCACUGAUUGAGAUGUUAUUGUAAUUAACAUUAAUUAAGCAAACUAGAUUGUUUUUAGAGGCUCUCCAGACCUGUAUUGAUACUGUCAACUUGUUUGUUUGUUGAACAAAAAUACAAACAUUUCAACAUUCUCAGAGGAAAUACAUUAACUGGUUCCAAAUCAAUAUAUGCAUGGGAAACCACAGCAAAAUUAAGCUGUUUUUCCUCAAACUGCAUAUUGAAUCUUGAUGGAGGUGCUGAAUACAGUAUGGUUGGAUCUGAAACAUCAUGGCAGGGUAAAUGGAGAGAGCAAGAAAAGGGACUUGUGUACAGCCAUUUGAGGAGGCUUACACUGCAGAGUUCCUCCACAUUCUUUCCAGAUAGACAGUACUGGAUUAGUUGGGCCAGAUCCUGCAGUCCCUAAUUCAGCAAAACUCUUACUGAAGUAUCCUGGAGCUGUCUGCUUGGUUGUGGACUGCUGGAUUUGUUCGAGAAAUGGAGAAAAAUGGCAGAGUUUACUUCAUGAAUUAUUUAGGACAUUUUGGAUUUUAGACUCAGAGAAGAUAUCUUCCUCUAAUUUGGCUUAGAAGGUGUUCCAGGUUUAUUUUUAAAGAAAAACUUAUUAAAAAAAUCUUUGAAAUAUACAUUCACUUAUAAAAUAGUCCCUAUAGCAAUGGUAACAUUGUACAAUUUUUUUUAUAAUGUUAAUUAUAGUGACAUUCGCAAGAGUCUCUAUGAUUCCGAAUCACCCUCUUGAAACACUUCUGAGCUGUGAGAGACUUCAGAAUCAGUCCCUAGAAAUUGUAAUUGUUGCAAUAUUUAUAUGUUGUAUAGUUGUGUACUCUUAAGGAAGAAAAAGCAAAUAGGAAUAGAGAGAAGAGUUGAAACAGGGAUUUGUUGUCACAAUAUCUGAAAAUCUAUGCAGACUAGCAGAUAAUUCCCUGCCUUAAAAAUUAAGUCUCUCUAAUUUCCCAUUUAAAUAAGCAGAAUUUGGUUUGCAGUUUGCUUUGGGUAAUGAAAGAGAGGUUUUUUGUUUCUACUUUUGGUUCAGUGGUCCUCUGGAAAGUUAGAAACAGCGCCCUGGGGCUCAGCGAAGUGGAGGGUGUAUAAUUAUAUGGGAAGGCUCCAUAGCAUCAGUGAAUUAGCAUUAGCAGCUGAGUGAGUUUGUUAAGCUGUAGAGAUGGUAUUAUGGAAAUCAAUAAAAUGCUGACUUCUUAUUGCAGAUUCCAUGUUAAAAGGAAGAUGGUAUUUGUUCAUCUGCCUUUCAUGUAGACAUGCCAAACCAUUAGUUGAUUUGGACAGGGAAGGUUUUUCAGUUCAGAAAAUAAAUAGUCAGAUUAUUUUUUUUUAACUCUUUUGAAUAUUUAUUUAUUCGAUUGUCUUCCAGAAAUCACACUAACAUCCUGGCCUGCAAGUUGCUUCAAGUGUGUCUGUUUGUCAGCAGAGGCAAGAGUGAAGGUCACUUAUUUUUCUUAUGACAUGCUGGUGUGGCAUUGUUUGUUGUAGACCAAAUGCUGUAUGUUCCUGACAUUUCUGCUUUAAAUUAGAGUAUCUCAAGUGUUUGGAGGGUUCUGAUGAGAUGUACUGAAAUCCACGCUAAAAAUAAAAGAGAAAUGGUGACCUUAACUGUUUUCAAAGAUAUGAGUCAGGAAGGCUGAUAUUAAUCACUAUGAAAUCUGUAAUAUGCAUUGGCCUUUAUUUCUUUGUCUCAAAGCUUCUCCUGCUUUUAUACCAGAAAGACAAGUAACCAGAUCAUUCAUCACAUUAAGCGCUUAUAGCGAAAUGACAGAUCGACAGCCUUGUGUUGAGCACUGUGUAAUGUGUAUGAUACAUUAAGUUCUCAUGAUCUAUAGAAAACAUUUUAAUUGAGAGGAAUAUUAAAUGGGAACGGCUGUCUUCUAAUCCAAGGACCUUGUUGUUUGCUUGUUUGUUUUUAAUUCUUCCUGAUUGAAAUUAAACUUAAGUUCAUGUUCAAAUUAUUUUAUAUUUAAAAAUCUCUAUGCUAUGACCCUUGAUAAAAUACUCUGAAACAUUUUAUUAAAGAGAAGAUACACUAAGGGGUUUAGGGGAAUGUGGGAAACUUGGCUGGUGGAUAGGAGAACUGACUGUGAUCCAGGGGACUUUAUAGAACUUUGAAGGUGCAACUUGCAAGGCAGCUUCUUCGGGGAUGCGGCAACGAGCAUCUGUUUUGUGACAUGUGAGCAGCGUAUGUACAGAGUUCAGAUAUCGUGAGGCAUGCGGAGCAUGUUCUUGUAUGAAUAGAAACAGUUCAAAAUGCUGGGUUUAUGAUGCAGGCAAUAGUAAAGGUCAGCAACUUGGAAAAUUAAUAAUAUGGUUCAUGUUGACAUUUUAGAGGGAAUUCUGAUGGGGGCGUGUAAGCUCGUCAGUCCGGCAGCACAGAUAAAUAGGCAGCCUUCGUCUUAUCUCUUUGGUAACCCAAACCUUUUUACUGAGAAACUGGCAACAUCAUGUUUAUAUUCUCCCUGUGCUUUAUUGUUUCUGCUAAUCUCUAAUUAAAUAGAGCUAGUGAGGGCCAGCAUGGUGCUUUUAGUGCUCGACUACAGCUUAGAAAUGACACUCUGCUUUCUAGUGAUUAUGAGCAGGUGAAGUCCCAGGAAGGGCAGAGGAGUUGGAGUAACAUAGCAUGCAAGUAAAUUCCUGAUUUGCUAAAAUAUUUGUCUGUAGUUGUAGCGAUCCUCAGUACUUCAUAUCUCUGGUAUUGCCAUGGGUGUCCAGUUAAGGGCUGUUUAAGAACACAGAAGUGGAAAAACAAACAAACAAAACAAAACCAAAAAAACAGGGAUGAAGAAGUCUCAGUUGAACCCGGACAGAACCUUUUUAGCUCCUACCGUGUAAAAUAGGGAGGAAGGUCCCAAGAAAUAACAAGGAUAAAGUCUUUUGUAACUGUAAAAUUACAGUAGUGAUGGUGACUCUGAAAAGUAGCUUCUAGAUAGAGAAUUGUAGUCACUUUUCUGUCUUUUUGUAAGCUGUUACUAAUGUAGUUAAAGCAUUGGUUCUGAGAACAAGUAUGUUGGUAGCUUGGAUUCUUCCUCUUUAAAAUUUAGAAGUCUACAUUCAUAUGUUUUCUGUGGAGGAAAAUAAAAUACUGCUUGUUUGAUUAUGCAAAUUCAGUGUUCUUAUUAAGAGAAAAUCAUGGACCCUGUUUUUUGUUGAAAUGAAGUAAAAUAUUCCUGUGGAUGCCUUUUUCAUGUUUGGGUUUUGUUUGUUUGUUUCCUCUCUUCUGACUGUCUUUUCAUUGCCCACUCUUCUUUCUGUCCUCCUGAAUUCCUUUUCUGUCAUUGUUUUUGAUUCCCUCCACUUCUUUCCAGCCAUUUUUUUUCCCCAUUUGUUAUUGUUCUUUCCAGCCUUAAUCAACUACUGGUGUUGCUGCUUUCUUACAGAAUCACAUUAACAGCUCCCAAUAACAGUGCUCUACACAGGGUACAACUAAAUAGCAACCGAUCCUUCCUUAAAAAGCUUACAGUGGGAAUGUGAAAUCUGGGGGACUGACAUCCAGCUCCUGUUUUUCGUGGCCUACACUUCUUGGUUUUGGUAUGGAGAGCGGUUGUGCUGCUGUCGUGCACGUGCUAAGGCACAUGUUGAGGUAUGGGAUGCCAGUAAUAUUUAGUGUCCUCUGCUCUUGGCAAGGAAACGGAUCACCAACGCUGACCCUUAGUCCGAAAGGAAAAUGUGAAGGGAGAGCCUGUUGGAGGUGUGACAUGAGCUGGUGCAGUCACCAGAAGGAGUCAGGACCACAGCCAGGAAUAAUACCCAGGUGUCAUCAGCUUCAGACACGUGCCCUGGGCUGUAACAAAGAAAGUUUUUUACUUCUUCUAUGGUUUGUGGAGCUGGUUUCUAUAUUUUUUUUUCAUCCUUCUGCUUCUAUUUAUUUGACUGUCUUCUCAGUUUUAGUCUUUUUUUUUCUUUUUUUUUUCUUUUCUUUUCUUUAAUAUGUCAUGGCUACUAGGGAUCUCUCAGACUGCAGCACAGGGAUGUGAAUAAGAUUUAGUGGGUUUUCCCUCAUCCUGCGCUGGAAUAUUUGGCUGUUGCCAAAGAAACUGAGGUCAGAAUCAGGGCCUCUUAAGUACCAUGUGCCAAAAAGUACCUAUGUAUGCAUUAAAGGUAUCAAAAUACUCUUAAAAAAAUAAAUUGUGACAUUAAAAAGCUAAUGUGCUGUUUGUGAUGCAAUAUGAGAACCAAAAUAUAGAAUGCAAUAGGUUUUCUGUGGUGAUAUAAAGGUAAAAGGUGCAGCCUUUUCAAGAGAACCUUUAAGCUAUUAAAUCUUUUUAAGGAACACACCAAUCCUUUGCUGAACCUGCUAAUUUGAAGGUUUUGGAAGGUAAGUGGCCCUCCUUCUUGUGAUAGGGAACAUAUGGGACAGCAAAGUUUCUAAACAGAGCUGAAGUCUCUCAGCCUGGUGCUGGUGAUGGUUGUUGCCUAAUAUCAAGGGAAAGAUGUAGCAGCCACAUAUGCAAUGGGAAAAUGCCCAGGAACAAGGCAUCCUUCCAGCAUUCAGCCAACGCAAGGAGGCUGUUUUAACUGCCCUUUGAUUUGGAAUAUAUUUUAUUUAUUCCCUGUUAUUAUUUCAGUGCAGAUUCUAGAGAUGGGCAGUUUCUGUCCUUUUAGAUUGGCAAUUUUUUUGUGGCAUUCCUACCUUGGAAAGUCCAAAGGGGAGGGGGUUCAAAUUUCGGGUAUCGUCUUCUACUCUCCCCCCUGCCAUGUUCAAAAUGAAAUAGUCUUCCCUUGUUCUGAAUAAAAGCUGUGAUAAUUGAUUUCCUUUACUGUGAUAAUCCAUUGCCCAAAUGUCCUGGUAGCAUAAUUUGAUUGUGGCGCUUGGACAGCUAUCAUAUCACUCCUGUAAAACAACAUUGUUUGAAAUGUUAUAAUCCAAGAAAUCCAGACUUAAAGUGCUUACAGCAGUGACUAAUUGUAUGCUAGUGAGUGCUACUAUAUCUUCCUGAUUUAUGUCCCUCAUUGGCCAAGACAGACUUGCGUAUGAGUUCUCAACAUGUUAUUUAACAAGAUGGUAGUGCGCUGUGUUUAAAUUGCUUCUUGUUGUGUGGGGAUUUUUUGUUUGUUUUGUGUUUUGUUUUUUAAUUCUCCUUUCCCAAUGUGGGGUUCAGACCUUAUUGGUUUUAUGGGAAAGCCACGAAUCUGUAUUCCUUCAGGAGCUGUUGCAGCAUGAGUGAGCAAACUGCGUAGGUUCUUUGAGGAGCUAUGAAAGUAGCCUGUGCUCCUUACCCAAGAAGAGUUAAGAAUUGUUAUUAACUCGGUGGUUUUGGUGGUGUUUGUUGGUUUUUUGUUCUUUCCUUCUCUUCCUCACUUGAACUCUGAUUCUAGAGGAGUGGGAGCAAUUACCCAGCUUGUCUUGUAUCUUUCCAUUCAGAAGAGAGUAGGAUGAGAAAGAAGGUCUGCUUUGGACUGCAGGUGUUCUCUCUAGCCCUUUUGCCACUCACAGGUCACAUUUCUUUAAUCUGCAAAACAGCAGAGGAAAAAAUCCUUCUUGAACACUUCUACUGGCUUUAAUGAGAGAUUAAGGAAAAAUCCUUCUUUUAGAAAGAGAAGUAGUGUAGGUGAAUGCAUUUAGCACCCUUUAGGAAAGGGUCGCCACCACAGGAGUGCUGAUAAGAAAGGUUGCCAAAUCCUCCCAAACUCUGCAUCAGGUUGUUAUGAAAGACCCAUAUGAAAUGAAGAAGUUCUACAGCCAGUGCAUGCACGCAUAUUUUUGAAGGUUUAUGCUGAAUUGCUGCCAUGCCACAAAACUGAUUAGAAUAAUUUAUAAUAAAAAGUGUAUUUCAGAAAUGGAUAAUGUGAUGGAUAAUGUGAGACUAUCUGCUCCCUCCCAAAGCGCUUUUGGGAGGAUGCUCAGGGGCUGGGGUGUGAAAUGGUGUUGUAGAAAGCCCCUCUGCCCUGAAGAGUGAAAUACUCCUGCAUAUUGGGGCUCAGUACUGGAAGGAGGGAAGUGGGUGGCAGGGGAUGCAAAUCUGAAGUUUUUCCUGGUCAGUGGAUGGUACCCCAAUGUGUAGAUUUUCUACUACUGUCUGUAGGAAGAAGCUACUGCCAUCACUUUUCUUGUCAGAGAUGACUGCUAUAUGCUCGGCUUAAAACAUUAAUACAGAUUGUGUGCUUAUGCAUUGCUGUUUGUUUAUUUACUUGCAGUAGGACUCGGAAUAUUCCAGGCAGUUACGCAGUGCUUGUGGAUAAUCUCUGCUCCAAGGACUUCACAAAUCUGAGAAAGGCCAGGGGAGAGUAAAUAGGUGGGAAUUUACAGGUGUUAGUACAGAGAAACAGAAUGAGAUUCAUAGGAUGUGGGGCCCUUGAGAGGAGUGUGAGUGUGUGGCAAAGGAGCUGUGCAGGUGAGGUGGGAAGGAGUAUACGUGUGGUGCCCUCCUUGAAAGAAACGGGCACCAUGCAGACAACUGCUUUGACUGCUGAGUGGUCUGUUCUGCAUUUAUCAGCCAUCUAGGCCUAGUAAAUGUGUGCAUUUUGGUCCCUAGUGUGCCUGGAAAGAAAAGAGAUCCUUUGCUUUCCUUCUGCAUUACAAGUCAGUCCUUGGUCAGUUUAGAGCCCCUGACACCUGAUCUGUCUCUUGGACGCUUUCCCCUGUAUUUGUCAUUGCGUGAUGUGAUGGCUGUGUAAGUGGAGUUAUUCUGUUGUGUUCUGUGCAGAGAAAUGCUGUCAAAAUGAGAAAACGGGGGAAUAAGGCACGUGAGGUGUGUGCGUGCAACAUGAGGCUUGACAAGGCCAGCACUGGGGUUUUGCACAUGCAUUCCUUGGGGCACAAAGUGUCAUCGUCUUCAGUUCAGUUUUUGCUGCAAUUAAGGCCACUGAGCAUGUCUGUAAUACAAACAGAAAACAAAAAGAAAAUGUUUUCUCUCCAUCCAUCAUUCUAGCAUUGUUUAUGUGUGUAUGAAUCAUUCCUCCUCCAUCUGGAAGGAUGAGAUGCAGAGCUCUUCUAAGGAGGUAUCUAACGUACAUCCUCAUAGCAGCCAGCAAUUGGCAUGACAAAAAGGUUACAGCUAGUGGCUGGCGCUUUUCCCAUCCAUCUUGCCACUGGAAACAUAAUGCUUUUGCAAUGUGCUUGUUCUUCAGGCACCGGCAUGCAGAGCCAGUCCUCGGGACACACAAACGGAGCAGUUGCAUGUUUGCUUUUGUUUAUGGUGCCUCCUUGGUGACCCCAGAACUAAGAAGCAGGAGUAACAGCAAUGAAUGUAACAUGGAGUGAAUGGGAACAGUGGGGUACUUGUAGGACAUCCCCAGGUGUGGGAAGGGGAGUGAGCAGCAAGGCAUCUGGCACUGCCAGUAUAACAUCAGGUGUGGCACAAGACCCUGUUUUGCUUCUAGCCUUGUAUGCUUUGCACAGGACAAGACAAAAUUUAGUAGUAUUGAGUGCACAAGGAAAAAAAAGUUGUGUGGUUUGUUUUUUUAAUUAAAUGUCAUAUGUGAUUCGUGUAAACUGACUACCUUAUAUAUAUAUGUUCUGUCCUUCACUUGAUUUGCAAGAAGACUAAGGCCCUAAUUCAGUUAACUUAGUCUCAAAUGUUCCUGUGAUGUCAAGAAAGAAUUUUAUUGCCUGGGAUUUUGUAGAGGGGUGUUUAACGUGGUGUCAGAAUAGGCAGUAGAAAGAAGGCCCCCUUAAUACUCUGCUUUAACAAAUCUUUUUACCUUUCUCUGUUGCUGAGUGUACCUUAACAUCUCAUCUUGCACCAGUGAUGAACUCAAUAUGCAGUUCAAAUCUACAUGUAGAAGCUGGAUAUUCUUCUGCUGAAGCUUCUUGAAGCAUUCUUGAAACUCACCAAAACGUGCCCACGGUAUUGGACAUGUCUUCAUUGCUUCCUUCUUUUGAAGGACAGUUGGUGAUGAGGUAGGGGAGAGUCCAGGAUGUGCUGCCUGCCCCCAGAGCCUUUGGUGCAUUUAAUGAGCUGGUGUUUGCACUGGUUGUUCAUAGAGCUGGGACCAGUGGCUCUUUCUCCCUGGGGGAGUGCCUGUGCAAACAGUAAGAGCCUUUCUGCUCUCCUUCUCAUCUCUGCAUUCUAAGCAGUGUCUGUUCUGCAAGACAGGCUCAUUAGUACUGCAGGAGCUGAGAGUCAUCUCCCCAUUGCCCACCAGAUAGUCUGGAGGUUUAGGGCACUGUUCUUUGCAAGACCUCAGCUGACUUAGAUUGAGCUGGAAAUGGCAGGGAUGAAUUCAUCAGCCUGCCUCACCUGAAGGAGUUAAAUCCUGCUCUGCUGCAUGGAGGGUAGACUUGGUAGACUUGUGGCUGCUGCUGCUGUCUUGUAUAUGAAGUGAGGAACUUUGGCUUUUUGAAGGACAGGUUCCUGUGUUAGUGCAUGAAUGGAGGAAUUUCUUUUCUACUUUUUUGUAAUGGGUGGGUUUAAGAUGCAGUCCUGUUCUUAAUGUCUCUUAUUAGCUGGCUCUAGACAGUGAUAUGCUGAUCUCAGAGGUGCGAAGUACUGGCCUGUUGUUCCCUAGCAUAUUUUGCAUUUGGGUGAGAGGGAGAUGGCUGAUGUGGCCUGUAGGCUUUCUGCGGCGGAGUUCCUGUUCUGGGGUGAUAACAGCUAUGCCCCGUCCUUUGGAGUUGUUAUGGCAGCAGGCAGGGACUGUGAAACCCUCCUGUGGCUCUGAAGCUGGAUGCUGUGUGCGAGAGACUAUCUGCUCCCUCCCAAAGCACUUUUGGGAGGAUGCUCAGGGGCUGGGUUGUGAAAUGGUGUCGUAGAAAGCCCCUCUGCCCUGGAGAGUGAAAUACUCCUGCAUAUUGGGGCUCAGUACUGGACUUUGUAUCUGGGGAGAGCUUUUCUUUCACCAUGACUCAAUCUUCUGCUUUUAUCUUUCCUUGAUACAUAGUAGCCUGGAGAAGACCCUUUAGGUAGGUAUGUUUUGUUACUUUAUUUAGCUUCAUGAUUGAUGUUUAUACUAUAGUGUAAUAAACACAAUUACCAUGUCUGCCUUAUUUCAAGGUGUGUGCUUGUGUGUGAAAAAGAUUUGGAUACAUUAACUCUGCCAUCUUUCCUACCUGUGCCUGAGAUAUUAUCUGCUUGCAAUCUUUUCUGAUACAUAACAGCUAUGGAAAGGUAGUAACACUCCUUAUGCUCUUGGAAACAUUUCAGUAGCUUGACUUUGGUAAGCAGUACAGCGGUAAUAGGAAUGAGGGGUGACGUGCUUUGUCUUGCUUUGCAAACUGUCUUCUGGAUCCUGCAGAGCAUGGUUGGCAGUUGGAGGUUGUUCACAUUGCACACUUCACCUGCUGUGCCCACUUGCAACACACUCCAUGUAUAUAAAUUCGUGAGAGGUUGGAGUUCGAAGUCUGGGGACCCCUGAGGCAGGAUGGUUGUGUAUAUGCAUGUGUGUUUGUAUGUGUAUGCUCAGCGGGUGUAUGUUCUCCAGCUUGAGUCAGCUGUGGCUAUUUCCACUUGCUGAGAGGCUGAAAACCAGGUUCCCAUGGCCUAAAUUCUACCUUAGGCUCUGUGCUUGAAGGCCAGGAGUCAGCUGGAAGGAAAUAAAAGAUACAGAGACUUAGGUGCAAUUUAGGGCAUGUGAAUCUGGCUCCUCUCCUGUGAUACUGGUGUACCAUAAGCAUCCAGUGUAGGAAGCUUGUAGUGAACAGGCCACGCCAAUGACUGUAUCUUCACUUUCAGAAGUGUUUCUAGACAUACCAAACUGGAGUCCGCACCUCUAACCCAGGUCCAGUCUGAAUUCUUAAGCCAAUCCCAUCAGUGUUAGACAGAGCAAAGAACCUGAUCCAAGCAGUGUUGCUUAUUCCUGGGAAGAUCCAGACAUCUCACAGCAUUUACCUUCUAGAGGGUAACUACAGGGCUGGGGGAGAGGCCUGGAGCUGUGCUGGUGCAUGUGUUGUAUUCUGGCUCUGGGGGAGGUGGUGGUUGUUUUUGUGGGUUCUUUUUCCCUCUUCUAAAGUUCGAGUGCUUGCAUUGCACUUGUGGCCUAGAAAGACUAGAAAAGGCUGUUACCUGUCAGCACCAUAUAGAUCUGGUGUUGAAUGAGGAAGAUGCUUGGGCUCUCAGACAUGGGGUGCUGAGGGUGCUUUGCAGCAUUUCCAGCAUGCUUGGUGGUGGGGGAACUGAGCCCUCCCAGGCUUACUUGUGGCCAUAAAGAGUGUGAUCUCUCACUAUGUUGGCCCUGGUAAUCUCUGACUAUCAAUCAUCCUCUCCUCAUUUGGAAGAACUUUGACUUAAUAAUAAUGAGAGAUACAUCAGCUUGAGUAAUUUCUGUUUGAAGAUAUUAAGCUCUGUGAAUACUGAAGAAUAUCAUAUCCUAAGCUUUUGAGCAGUUCUGACUGUAAUGUAGUGCUGUUCUUGGAAUGAUUUGUUUCAACUAUAGGGCCAGUUUAAAUAGAGCUAUUUAAGUAUAUGUUGCUGUUCCUCAUACAUCAAAAAGUGAAGUUCAGUGAAUAAUGGGUUAUCAUGGGGCACCACAAUGAGAUAAGAACUCAUCAUAGCUUUGCAAUAAAUGACAAUGUCAUUAAAGGAAAAAAGACUUUUUGUCUGUAAGCUUAAUUGGAAAAGCCAGAAAUCAUGAGUGGAGAUUUUUAGCAUGCUAACCAACUGGAAUAUAUUGCAAUAAGAGCAAAUUUCUGUGUGCAGAGAGUAUCCAAGAUUUUUGAUUGCUGUGUGAGCCACAUAGCUGUGGGAUAUUUUCCCAUGUGUGCCUUCUAUGUAGAUAAGUGACAGUACCUGAUGACUGCUCCUGGAGGGGAAAUGUAGUACGUUAUUAUUGAACAGCUUUCCAAGAUGCAGCAGUUGUCAUUAGAACUCAACAGUGGACAAUGGAGCUGUAUUUGGCAGGUGUUGACUUUUUUUUUCUCUAACUUUUAAUGGCAAUAACUUGCAGUUAUGUCAUGCUGUAGUUUUAAACUAUGCAAGGCAGUUUGACUCGUUUAUGUUCUUAUUCAGGUCUUUAAUGUUCACACAGAAGAAGAUGACUUCUGGGCUUGCUGAUCAUAUGGGUUGGAGGUGGGGAUAACUAGUCAUGGUGUACAGGGCUAUUAGGCACUCGUUCUUUCACUGGGCUUUAUAACAGCCACUACGCCUGAAUUUCCCUGUCUGCAGAAUGAGUCCAUCCUGCAGUUUAUAAAGAAUUUGUGGUGCUUACUUUAACUUAGUGCUUUUAGUAAGUAGAAUCAUUGUAUGACUGUGGUCUCAGUUGUAGUUAGCAGGACACUGCGAUUGGCCCAUCUGCAACAGCUCUGCCGGAAAGGUCUGAUCUGCAGGAGCCCUUGUUUGCUCUUAAGAAUGACAUGCAAUUGAGCAUCUGGGAAAGUCUGCUAUGGUAGAAAUUAACUAUAAAUUUAUACUUGAGGAUUUUUUAAUUGUUAGGCUUAAAUUGCUUAUUUCCUACCAGUUGUAGGACUUCUAAAACUUGCUUUUUCUCCUUACAUAAGAAAAAUGAGUUUGGGCAAAUGCUAUGCUAUGGGUAAGAUGUGGCAGCAAUAGUACAUGAGGAGAGGUGUGAGGAAAAAGACAGCUUCCUGCUCUGUGUUGUUUCUGAUUUAUUUUUUUUUCCCCUUCCUAAUUACAUGGAGUUAUAAGAAUGAGCUGGUAGGAUAUGAAUGUCGCCAUCCCAUUAUAAGAAUUGUGGUCAUGGGUGCCAUGCAAGCAUGAAGCUUCAAGAGACCGGGAUGUGUUUUGAGCACAGACCAGGAAUAAAUCAGGCCUGCACAUGGCUUUCUCGGGUAGAAGGUAAGCUAAGGGAAUGUCUACAAAGCUAGUGCCCAAAACUGGAAUUAUGCUUCCCAUUCCAGUUAAACCAAUACAUAAACAAACCAGCUCACUUGAUGUUCCCAUUAAUUUGGACUGCUUACCUUUCCAGUUUUUCCAGCUUGUGAUUUGGGCAGAAUGAGCCAGUCGGAAAAAUGGCAGUCUGGAACUGGCCUGACUCGUCUCUGUCUCUCCCCAGAAAGCCAGUUUCUUUUCUACCACCAAAAUAGGGACUGGCUCCACAGCUAUUGUUUAGGACGCCUGAGACUCCACAGCAAAGUCAUCUGCCAUUGCCUAGAAAAAGGACAGAAAAGGAAAACUUGUAAUCAUUUGCCAGCUCCUUCUGUACCUCUCUACCUACUAAAGGCUUUUCUCCACUGUACAAAUGGUGUAGCAGCUGUGGCUUGAAAACCACUGGGGCUUUCCCCUCACCCUGGGGUAUAUUAUUGUAUCCAGCCCUGGCACAUUUACAAGCCCAGGCAGCAGAAGCUGCGUGUGGGGCCAGUGUCACGUCUGUGCUGAGCCUGCUGCUUCUGACAGACCUACUCUGCUUGUGUCUCCUUCCAACGCGGCCACAGCGCAUGAAGCAGGACAGCCCAUGGGAAAAUAAGUUGUGCUGUUCUUCUGAGUUGAGGCUUUCAAUGACCCUGAGCCUCUUGCCCCUCAAGAUGCUAGGGUGUAGCACAAAUAAAAGCCUUUCCUUUUUAACGGAGGACCAGACAUUUGUGUUACUGAGGGAUCUCUGGAACUGGUUGGAGUGGAUUUUCCCACCACAUGUACGUGUAAGAGGGAGCACAGUACAGAGAAGGAGACUAGGUGCUCAGUACAACAUUUAAUUGUGUAACUCCACUGCAGUGGGCUGUGUCUCUGACUUAACCAAGAACCACUGAAGGUGCAUAGCCCCCCUGUGUCCUCCUUCUUCCAGGAAGUCCUGACAAGCUUCUGGCUAAACAAUCAACAAGUCCACAGAGUCCUUUUGGUGUUUUGAUGCCUGUGGAAAGAGAGGUUGGCAGUGGGAGUAAUUUUCUAUCUUGUGUUGCUGACCGUGACAAAAAGAAAGUUGGCUUUCUUGACCUAGAAUGAUGCCAAGGCUGCGUGCAGGCUGGAGAAUGAAGCCAGCACUCUUCCUUCAUGCCUUGGGUCUUUUGAAAGAGAUUUCUUUGGUAUCAAAGUAGACCCUAACCUUCCAUGGGAUCUCCUGGUGGAAUCCAGAGGUCUGUAGUUGAGAUCUCAGGCCUGCCUCCUCCUCAGGCUCACCUUGCUAUCAGUUUUUAUAUAGUUCUGCAUGGGGCAGUGGUAUAGAUUUUGAUGUACUGAAUUCUCACCAUCACUAAGGGCUCCAUGCUUUUGGAUGCUGCCUGUGUAUCAGUGGAUGCAGCUGGUACGCUCACCUACCAAAAGUGUUUCGUUUCUUUGCUAUUGCUAGAAGCCAUUCUUAAGUAUGUUCUGCCAGACAAAAUAAAACCUGUGAAUCUCAAAAACUUGGAAUCUUGAAGAAGACCAAGUAGGGAAAUUGUAUCCUUGCCAGCACCAAGGCCCUCUGACACAGCAGUGAUCCAUGUCUGCUGAGACUCCGGAGAUCAGGGGCUGGAUUUCUCUUUUUACACUAAAGGUUGCCAACCUGUGACCAACAGAAGUGGGGGGGCGGGAGGUGGGAAAGUAAAGAAUGAAAUACAAGUUGGUUUAAUUGGUGAAAGAAAAAACAAAUAUGCUGGAAACCUGUAAGCAAAUUGGCUUGAGCUUAUGAUCAAAAGUCUUGCAGUAAUUGGCUAUGAUCUGCUGUAAUGUUCACACGUUGUACUGGGGUGGGAUUUUUGUUUGCUGCUGGCUUGCUUUUUAGUCUUACAUGCGCAUGAAGAGGAGGAAAUAGCCUGUCAGGUGGCCAGAAGCAGGAAACCAUCUCCUACAUGUGCAUGUAAGGGACUGAUUUUUCAAUAACCGAAGCUGGGAGUAAACUGCAUCUUACACCAGGAAAAAAAUAGAUUAAAUGAAGCUGCUGGAGUCGGUGAGUGUGUGGAAUCGCCUGGCAGAGGAGAUGCUGCCUGCAGCAUUGCACAUCAUUCUGGCCUGAGUGAUGUUGUGUCGGGGAGCUGGAGAGGCUGAAAUCCUCUGUGUUGGUUCUGAACCUGGCACACGUCAUAACUGAGAUUUACUGUAGGUUCCGGUGGGAGUGAGUGGGAGAAACUGAGAGGAUCGCAAACUCCCAGAACGUCGUUUGGAUGCUGUGUGUACUUGCAUGAGGAAUACCACUUGGGAAAGAGUUACUCCUCCUUCUUUAGAGGGAACCAGGGAUCAGCUGAGAACAUUUGCUCUAGCGUUUCAUAGUAGUGUAAAACUCAGUCAUGGGAUUUUUAUUUUUGAAUAGUUAGCAAAUUAGGGAGUAGUGAUAAAAGUGAUUAGAGCCGUGAUUAACUAUGUUGCUUUUGAUUUUGUGGCUGAACCAAAAAUAUGGAGUGGUUUGAACUGAAAGACGAAAAAAUUCUUUUGCUAGCAUGAAAAAUUACGAUUUUUGGGUAAUCAUAAAAUUAAGUAUUUUGGAUUGCCUAAAAUUCUUCAGGUUAAAUAGUAAAUGAUUGAAAACCAUUUUCUAGUUUUAGAGAAACAGGAAUCUUAAGGGCUGUUCAUCAAAUUAAAAUUUAUUUCAGUGCUCCUGAAUCCACAUUUUGCUGAACAUCAUGUGGGACAGAUUCACCUGCAGAGGGAAAGGGGGCUGUUGUCUUCCCAGCUACUCACUACAUUAGCAACUUGAAUAUCUCCUGUAUCGAGGAAGUGUAAUCACAACUGUUCAGCUCCCUUAUUCAGAGAGUGCUGUGCACAUCCUUGAAAUAAUUCCUGAGACCAAAAAACUUCCCAGCAUAAAAGACAGAUAAAACUGAAAGUCAGUCACAGUGAGAAACAGAGGGGUUUUGUUUGUUUGUUUUUCCUGAAGAGCAGUAUGCAUGUGGAAGGCAAAUGAAAAUGAUUCCCUAAUGAAAAAGCAGUAAAAGAGCUGAAGAGCACAGCUAAACAAAGGUCAAACCGUGUUAGACUGAAUGCAGACAGAGGCUAAACCUAUUUGCAAUACAUAGAGAGAGUGCAGUAUAAAAUGAAGGUGGCCAGCCCAAGGAAUAUUACUGUGCAUAGAUGAUACACAUAUAUGUAGAUAAUAUAUGCAAUCAUAUGUUCUGAAAGCCUGUCAUCAGAACAAAUUGCAGAGCACAGAAUGCGCAUAGGAGGUCAAAAAGAUGUAGCUGGAGAACAUAAUACCAAGAUCACCACAGAAACUGUGUUCCUUGGGGGUCGCUUUGUUUAAAGCAACCCUUUAAGGCUUUACAAUACACAGGCAAGCAAAUUCACAGAAAGUGAAUUUCAAGGUAGAUGCUGGAGGUAGGUCCAGUGAAAUUUCAAAGGCAUGAAUGCAGAAAGGAUUUGUGCCUUACAAAAUCGAAAAAAUAAGCCCCCUCAGAUUGAGCUGCUGGGCACAAGGUCAGCCCAUGUGGCAAAGCCUGUGUUGGCAGGUCUGUAUAAAGUUUGAUACUAUUCAGUAGUGCUUUGUUAUGGAACAGAAAGUCUCAUGAGCCUGAUUGGAAACACUCUGCAAACACGUUUUUACAAAUUUAUGCACUGAGAAGUGUUUUCAAAGAAUACAAAAGGCAUUUCAAGGAAGAGUGGAUUAAGGAAGUUGUGUGAGAUACUGAUAGGGGCCCUUGCAUCCCAACAGUGUAUAUGAUCCAUACUGCAUCCCCCUUGUCCUUGAGACAUGAAACAAAAGGUGAAAGUUUUACAAAUAAGUGUUGCUGAUUGAAUGUAGUUUAUUAGCGUAUGGUUCUGGUUUAAAGAAAUAAAUGCUAUUUUGAACUCUUAUCUGUGUACAGAAGGCCUAAAUGAGGCCACCUUGAGAACCCUUUACCCCAGUGUGGUUACAUGAGGAAGGUACAGAGAUGAGAAGACUUCCAAAAGAGGAAAUAGUGUCUAGACUUCAAAAUGCCAGUUCUCAUUUUUGUUUGAGGUGGUGAUAUCCUGUCUGGUAUCUUUGAGCCUGUAUGGAGGAGAAAUAAUUGACCGAGAGAAGGAAACAGUAACAUAAGAUGCCAUAUAUCAUUUCAGAGUAAAAGUUCCGCAACUUUCAUAUUGAAAAUUGUCACCAGCCCUCAAAAUUUGUCACAGUCUAGAAAAGCAGUGUGUAUGAAUUUAAUACCACUAGCCAGCGGUGAUGGAAAAUGUUCUUGUGAAGGUGAUCUGCAAAGUCUUGACUAACUUGCAUGCUGUAGCCAAUGUGCCUUCUUCAUACAUUUUAUGUUAAAGGUUAAAUAUUUUGGCUUCUUUCAUGUUUUCUUGGGGGUUGGGAUGGAUAUGCUGAUUUCUGGUUGUUUUUGGUUUUUUUUUAAUAGGUGACUUGAUAAAUGUAAAUACAGGAUAUUGAACCUAAGGGGUUAUAGUCUCCGUUUCCAGUAGUUCAAAUAAAGUUCCCCCAGUUUUGGAUAUUUUUUGUACUGUGCCACUGAUGUUGGGGGGGGGUGGAUCUCAAACAGCGAUUCCCUUAAAUGAGGAGGAAAACAAUUAUUUAUGUUGUUUGUCGUUAACCUACACAGCAGUAUUAAUGGUAUGUAAAACCUCUUCGGAUAGUUGACUCAAUAGAAAGUUUUGAGAAACUAUUUGAAUUUGAAAUGGAAGUUCCAUGAGAAGACAGGAUAAGACAGAGUUAAAAUCAUCAGGAGGGUGAGUUGGUGUACAUAUGAAGAUCCUCUUGUGAUGCAUUUGUGGUAAGUAAGAAAGCAGAGGAGUGUGUAUUUAGAUGCUGAGGGGAAGAAGCCAUUAAGUGGAACCAAAAAUCUUCAGUGCAGUUAUUUCUUUCACUCAGAUGAUAGUGGUGGUCCACACAAAUGCUGGAAACUUCACUUGAGGUGCACAUAAUUGCAUUUUGUAUUCCUCAAAGUCAAAUAUGCUGGAGUGUUUUUCCAGGUAAAAAUGAUAGUGUAGCACUUCAAGCUUCAAAUGGGUCCUUACAGCCACCAAGAUAAUAAUAUUUUUAAUGUGUAAAAGUUGCGCUUGAAAACAGGACUUAAUGCUGUCGUGUAUCUUCUGUCCCUUCCCAUCUGCACACAUUCACUCACAAAUGAAGUCUGCGCUUUUACCAGGAAUAACAAAAACGAACAAAAGGUGUGAAAAAGUCAGACUUGGCUGAUUUUAUUCCCUCCCUCCCCCCAGACUCUUAAUAUGUUUUAGCGUAUUUUCAUACAGCAAAUUUUAAUUAAGUAAUGUUACUUUACAGUGACUAGGGCUUUCCUAAUCUUAGAAGAGGAAGGCAAUGCAGUUACUCUGAAAACUUAAAUAGUCCUAAUAAAACAUAACUAUUUUCUCUAUGCUGUCAAGUAUUCAAAUUUUCACCUCAGUCCUUUUAUUGAUGGACAGGCGUUGUUUUUUUAAUUAUUUAACUGUGUAAGCUUCUUUGUAGGAGUUUCAGGGGUAUCCCAAGCUUUCUUUUACUCCGUUAUGUUUUCAUGAUUAUUUUCAUCCAUACUCUGAUAGUUCUUGCAACAAAACCGUCAGUGUUUCCCUUUCUCUCCUUUGCAGUUUCUGAGAAGAUGGUACAUUGCUUUUUUUUGUUGUUGUUGCUUUUACUCCUGAUAUUGCAGUGGGGGAAAAAAAAAGAAAAAGGCAAGUGGCUUUUCCCCCACGUUUUUGUGUGCCCACAAAUAGACACACGUGCAGAGUCUUUUCUCUCCCACAUGUGUGCAUGCAUGCAAGCACACAGAAGGAGUUUCGUCUUGCCUGUGCGCAGCCAGAAGAGGCCGGACACGGCUGUCUUCAGCUCCGUGGAACUUGGCACCCUCCCGCCUCCAGUAAACAACGGCCUGACGUCAGCUCACGCAGCGGCGAUAGCAGGAAAACUUGAGAGAUUUUUUUUUCAACUGGCCAAGCUGUUGAAAGGCUAUCGCUGGGUUUGAUAAUCUCUGGCUGCACUUGAGAGGAAUCGGUGCAAAGGUGGGGGAAGGAAUGGUUGGUUAGUGACAGAAAUAAUAGAGCAAUUCCUGAUAACUUCACGUGGAGCGGAGGGGUGAUUUUUAAGUGUUACACCAAAGGGUGUUUUGAUUCCCACCUUGUCAGCUGUAGUUGUUCUCUCCAGUGUUAUUCCAGGUUCUGAAAUCCUGGCUGCUCUGUAUAAUUCACAUGCGUUCUGUGUUGGAAGUCGGAGAACAAUUAAAGUACCGUAUAACAGUCAAUCAAGCAGAUGAUGAAAUUUGACUUUCCUAUUGUGUUGAAUUAAUCACUUUCAUUAUGAUUUUAAUUUCUGAUGUUUGCUUUAUUCAGCUGUAGAUAUAGUUCAAAGAACUGAGCCCAGUGAUGCUAAGAUUUUUACUAGUUUCUGUAUAUUCGAUUUUUAUUACUGGCAUAGAAGUAUGUAAGUUUUUGAGCCCCUAAAUUGCAAUGACAACAUUCAGACAAAGUUUACUUCAACUUAGGCUAGAAUAAAGGUACCAUUUUGUGGUGUUGCUGUAAGGCCUUUAGAAAAGUGUCUGUUUUCUUGCAAUGCUACCAGUGCCUUGACUGCAAGGUUAGUGGAGCCUCUGUUGCAUUUCUGAAACAGAGCCACUGUGACUUAAAUUUAAUAACAGAUGGUUCUCCUCAUAACCCAACAGUUGAAAGAGACUUUUCUAUUGUUCACUACUACCGCUGAAAACACAUUUCCAUUAUGAACUUACAGUACUGUUAUGCCAAAACCAACAGUUAAAAAUGAAUGGUUUGCUCUGGUAACAAGACAAAACAAACACGAAAAUCAUUGUGUUGUGUGACAGAAUAUCAGAAUAUUAAAGAAGUUGAUAAAUCUACCAGAAUAACUAUUUGAUGGGCUAUUCUUGAAUCAGUGGCACUUCUCAGCAAAUAUUUCAAGGGUAUAAAGAAUAGUGCCUUGACUUCUGCUUUGUUUCUUCUGCUGCUGCAAAGAUAGCAAAAAGUUCAUAUUUCAUUUAGGUCCUGUCAUGAGGGAUUUACAGAGUUUUGUGAAGUCCUGGAAGGGAAUGUGAAUAACUGCCAAUAUUAACAUUUUCUAAUGUACAAAUUUUUACAUCUGUUUUUGGGGUAUAUUCAAACUAGAUUAAUCAUAAAAUCUGUUUUAGUGGGGAGGGAGAAGAAUCCAAGAGGCAAAGAAAAAUUGGACUUUUUCUAUGAUGGUGUCUGUCUUGUUAGUAGCUUUUUAGCCUUUUGACCAGGCCUGAUGGAGAUGCACAAGUCCCUAAGGUUCACAGCUUCUGUGAAAGUGGGCAACAAGGCGAAGAUCCGUUUGAGCCCAUAGUUCUUAAUUAAUUAAUUGAGAUCAAAAGCAAAUGCAGGAUAGAUCUGUGCAUCUCUUUAAGAGAACGAUACAACUGGGAUUGCUGAUCUUGCAGAAGGGAAGGAAAGGGUGAACAGCAGCUCUUUCAAAACCAGGAAAGUCCUGACUUUCUGUGAGUGUGACUGACCUUGGAGACUCGUGUAGCUGCUUAGCAUCCUGCUCCCCAGAGGGGCUGGCAUGUGGCAGGGCCUGACUGUUUGUGAUUUAGGACAAGAGACCAGAAGUCAAGCUGUUGAAAAGUGUCUGCUUGAGAGCUUGUGGUAGCACAAGAGUUAACAGCUCAGGUAAGGAACUUGUUCAAGAGAAAUUGGAGAGAGCAAAACUUUCCAAAAUCUCAGGUGAAGUACCUGGGCUGGCCAUAGGUGAGUUGACAACUGGCUGUGGGCAGCAUUGAAGCUCUGCUGCGGGGCAGGAGAUGUUUCAGGUGGGUGGGGAGGUGACCUUCCCCCAGCUGCAGACUUCUUACAUUUCAGGGCCCAUGGGCAACUCCAGCAUCACAACUUGGGACCCAUGCAAAUGUGAACUUGCCAGUGUGUAGGAGAAAGGCCUCUUCAGUUGUCCUUCCCAGGCAGGUGUGACACAGGCAGGACGGUGUUACCUGUGCACAAAGUUUGGAGCAGGUUGCCUUAGCCAUGUUUAUUAUCUUUUCCUUUUUCUGUGGUCUGGAGUCAGGCUGCUCAACUGUGAGGCUGUCGCAUUUUCUGGGGUCUCCCUUGCGCCUGGGCAGGGUGAAACUCUGAUUUGUAGGACUGUGAAACUCUUACAGUGGACUUAGCUGAGAAGGAAUCUCAUCCCAGGUCACUUCAACAGUAUUGUGUGUUGCACAGGGCUUGCCACAACCCUCAGCAGAACUUCCCCUUCCAAAAAUCAUACCAGCAACUCACAAACGCAGUUAAUCUCUCAGCUGCAGUCUCACUGAAGGUCUGUAAUGCCAUGAAUGGGAGCAGAUGUGCGGUAGGAAAGUUCCUUUUUUUUCCCCCUUCCUUUACUGUCUCUCAUCUUGUCCAACCAGCCUGCUACUGCUCUAAGCAGCGCUAUGAGCUGGUGGGAAAGACCUGUCCAUUUUGCCUCUCCCUCUAAGUGGGUAACGUUUGCAUUUGCUGCCAGCAGUAAGAGUUACCCAGUGCUGCUUGCACUGGCCUUGAGCUAAACCACAAGUCAGAGACGCGUUACAGCAUGUUUACACUUGCUGGGAACCUGCAGAAUGGCCUUUCGGAUAGCCAGCCCUGCUUGGCCCUUUUCUUUAUGUAACAAAAGUUACUGGAUGGUGGUUGAGGUUACGGUUCACUUUGUACUGAGUGGAGCAUUAAGUUUACCUUUAAUGUGGCCAGGGAUCCAAUAAUACAGAAUUUUAACCAGUUGCAAAUAUCUUGAAUUUGCUUCUGGUUUUAUAGAGAUAGUCCUAAAAAGGCUCCUAAAUAGGCCGGUCUGCUAUCAAGGUGUAAUUUUGGUACAAUUUUGUCAUGCAUCUUAAAAGGAAUUAUCCUUCCAGAAAGAUUUAGAAAAAUCUUGUGGUCAGCCCCAUCAAAAUAAUGUUGCGAGGCUUCCAAAGGAAUGAUGCUGAGUACUUCUUUUUGUUCUCAGGUUAUUUCUUUUGAUCCUUGCAGAUUUAUAUUUUCAAAAUUUUAUGUAAUCUAAGGGGCUAAAAAAACAAAAGACAGAGUGAAGUUUUCAUUUAUUCACUUCUCCGUACUGGGCAACACUGCACGCUGCUGCCUUUGCCCCUUCUGUGCUACUCUAAUGGUUACAACUUUUCUGAAUAGUGAAGAAUCAUCAUUAAGGAUGGGCUCUUCCCAUGCUUGAUCAUGAUGUGAGAUGGAGCAGACUGCACAAACAGCUCUGGGCAAGACCGAGGGAGGGUUCUUACCAGCAUUUACUGCUGGAGCUUUGCUGCAUUAUAAGGCCAGAGCUGUUCCCUGACUUGUCCUGUGUCUGCUCCAGCACUUACAUCAGUGAGUUAACUAAGGUGAAGGUCAGUCCCCAGUAGAUGUUGUGGAUUUGGUGUUUUCUUGUUUAAGACACUCCUACAAAGUUGAAGGAGCAGAAUAACUCUGCAACUUGCAUUGGCUCCAUCUAAACUCACCCCCCACCCAAAAUUUGCAGGUUUGGUUUCAUACCUUGGCGAGGUCAUCACAGCUUGUUGGCAUAAAGUCUGGGUUCCAACUUAUGGAGACCAGCAAGAGCAAAAAUGGGGGGAGCCACAAUGAUUUUGCUUAUAGCUUAGAGAUGGCCACCAUGACCCGUUCCUUCCUUUUUUUUUUUGUUUUUCUUCUUUAUUACUAUUAUUUUCCCCCUAGAAGGCACAGGCUCCUGUGAGGCAUGUGGCACCUUCACAGCCCCUCCCUUGCUCAUGACUCACCAAACAGGAGACCAGUCCCACCCAGAGGGAUCCCAAAGCUCCCCAUAGCCUUUUUCUCGGACUGGAAAGGUUCUAUUCCUUAUUGGCCUUUUUAAGGGCAGUAUUAAGCACAUUAAACUUACUGAUUUCUUCUUGUUGGCAAUGUCAUGAGAGCCCAACAGGGAGGAGGAAGACGUCAAGAAAACCAGAGCAGAGGGUGAGGUAAACUGGUGAGCAGGAGGAAUCUGACUUUUAUGGAUCUACACACAGCAAAACAGGGAUUUGUGUGUUAUUAGGACAGUCAGGUAAAGUACACAGCACUCCGUUCAGCUCGAUGGUACUGUUGCUCCCUGUUGAGGCCUCCCCAGUUUUACCUUUGCAAAUGCCAUGGAUAACACAGUAUGGUUUAAAAAAAAAAAAAAAAAAAACAAAAACACAACAAGCAAGCAAAAAAAAACCCACCCCACGCAACCAAAAAAAGUCUUGCAGCCAAAAUGCCUGUUUCUACUGCUAAAAACUCAAUUUUAUCAGUUCUCCAAUAAUGUGUUGAAUUAAAAUGACUGAAGACUUUAAUUACAAUACUGAUUUUAUUUUUGUUUUUGGUAGCAAUAGCAGUCAAGCAAUGGCACGCUGACAAAGACAGCUCUGAAUGAGUAGCAAUCCUGAGGGGUGCCCCAUCUCCCAAAUCUUGACGAAGAAAGCAAGUUGCUGCCUCUUCAAGAUUGUUUUCUUGUCCUUUCUGUUGGUGACAGGCGUAAGUGUCAGUAACAUCUGCUGGCCUCCGCUUGCGUCUUUCUGCAGCUCUGCUCUCUGGCAGGGCUGCGUGGAGGGGCCAGGAGCCCCGGACACCCUGUGCCAAGCACCCAGGGUGGCUUUGCCAACCAAAGCCUUCAGCAGAACCUCGUCUGCUGUAGCCGCAGCACUGGCUUGGCACAACUGGCAGGGCGCUGCUUAUCUUGUGGUAGUUUAUUAGGCCAUGACUCUCAGAAGCGGCAGAUUUUUUUUUCUUAUUUUCUUUUUGAAUAAUGAAUGUUAUUUUAAGCAAAAUAGAGGGCUAAACAGAUCAACAUGUGAAUCUGAAACCAUUUUCUGUUAGCUUUGACUUUGAGAGUUACUAUAAAUGAUAGAUAUUACAGAGAUCACACUUCUUUCACAAUCCAUUCUUUAACUGGUUUCUGCCUUUCAACAAUGUUUUGUGAGUGACUAGUUUUCUUUCUUUGCUCUGUCAAGUUUCCUUGAUGGUGGCAGUAUUUUCCAGAGCAAUUGGGAGAGGAAGUAUAUCUGCAUAUAUUUUAGCAGGGACAUGGCAUCUAUAAAGUCACAAGAAAAUAAGCAGACUGUAAAGACAGAUGCAGGCCCUGCUUUAUUUAUUUAGUAUUUGUUUGCUUCAGAGUUGGCUGGGUUUCCUUUUGGAAGGAUGGGACCAAAAGUAUUUUGGUUUGCUUUGCUUUUUUGAAGUAAGGCAUAGGUUUCUCUGCUGCCUCCUAAGACUGGUUGAUUAAUUUUAAUUUUUUCAUUUAAAACAAAAAAAAAAGCCAUAACCAAAACCCUAAAGGAAUAUGUGGAGAUUUUGUCUAUUUUAUGUCACAUGUGAAAACAAUGUAGAAAAAAAAGUGCAUCUGAGAGUCAAAUUUCCCUCAGACUUGUAAACUGCUAACAAGUAGUGAUCUUACUGCUUUCUCUUGGGUUGUACAGUACCUGUGAUAUACAGAGGAAAAACAGGCAGUAAUGCGAUGCUGUGCUUUAGAUCCAUUUUGGGGGGGAGGGAAGGAGGUGAUUUCCCGACGUUAUUUUAUGUGCAAUUUCCUGAUGGUGAGAAGUUUUAAAGACUCUUGUAAUGAUUUAUCUGGAGACUUUCUUCUAAGAGCAACAUGCAGCCUGAAGUUGUGCUAUCCUAUACUUCACACAAAACAGCCUUAUACAAUAAUCCAGUUGUUUCUUCCUUCUGAGCACACACCAAGUGCGUGCAGCGAUUAUCCUGGAGUCUGCAGGCAGCUGCAACACAAAAGGACUUUGCGUGGUUUGCUUUUGCUUUCUCUUCCUGUUCCCUCCAUUUUCAUAUAUGUUUUUCAAAAGGCUGAGUUUCUGAUGGACUAUUCACUGCAAGAUCAGUGGAAAGUGAAACUGUGUUUUGGGGCUUGUUUUGUUAAUUCUUUUGGUUUUCAUAUGGCGCAUUAUCAAAGGCACUGUUCUUAAUAUUAAAAACAACUCAGUGGACUGAGAAAUUAAAAAUGUCAAUUGAAAGAAAUGAAAAUCUGAACUUUAUCUAUAGGAAAUAUUAAUGAGAGGAGAUGCUGAGUGUGUCUUCCCCCUGCAGAAUGCCGAGCGUAGUCCCUUUGCGUAAUUUAGGAGUAACCCUGAACUACCUCUAAGUAGCUGGAAGUAAAAAGAUUAGAAAUAAGUUGAUAACACAGUUUCUCUUCAAAUGCUUCCUCUAAAUGUUCAAUACUGUGUCCCUGAGGAAGUCCCAUUAUUAAAGCUGAGUGACUAUGAAAUCACCUUGACUGUGAGGUGUAGAUAUUUGAGUUAUGGGGAUUUUCCUCAUCUCACCUUUACAGCUUUCUUUCUGUGGUCUUCAUUGCAAUGAUUGCACAGUUACUUGCAAAACUUGUCCCUCAGUGUUUAUAUGAUCUGCAGUCAAGGCUAAUUGACAGGGGUGAGAGGAAUUACUACGUGUAGUCUAGGCAUAUAAACUCAAUCAGGUUAUUAACUGAUCCUAAAGGUUCCUGCAAACUUUUUCUAACUUGUUCACAAAUAAAUGCUGAAGUUUCUGUGCUUUUGUUCACAAAUAAAUGCUGAGUUUCUGUGCUUUUCGGACACCUUUUUCCCCUCGUUGUAUUAAUAACAGUAACAAAAACAACAGUGCACACUUCUAAUUGACCUACAGAAGAUCCUAAUGCACUUUGCAAAUGAUAUAUACUUGAACAUGGGAACUCUUCCUCUCCUCUCUGACACAGCCUGGCGUGGGGUGGAACGCAGCAGCUGUUUGACAGCGUGACAGCAGAUGCGCCAUUGGGACGAGAAGUAGGAGAACUCCACUGUGGCCUGUAGAAACUAUGAAGAAUUUAAGGUCAGCAAUCAGGAGGUGACUUUCCUGGCUGGCGUCUAGGCGGGAGGGAGAAGCCGGCAGAAACUGAACCAAAGAGCGACAGCUUCCCGAGGCCACCGCGAGAGCAUCGCUGCCCUUUCCUUUACUGAUGAUGCUGUGAGACGGUUUGGUCAAAACCCUUUCCUGGAAAAGGGAAAGAAUUUUGCUUCAUCACUCAGGAGCAUGGGCUACCAAUCCUGCCAGACCCUACUCGUUGCUGUCCUGUUUUUCUGCUUCACCAAGAGAGAGAUCAUUGAGGAGGGUUUUUGAAUGAUCUACGAGCGACCUGGCCUCAAUCAGGCAAGCUUUGACCAUCCUUGCUCAAAGAGAAGGCUGCACUCAGGCUAUGCCUGUGGCCCACGUCAGAUAUAUGUUGGGGAAAGGAGGAAAGCGGAAGUUUGACGAGCAUGAAGAUGGGUUGGAAGGCAAAGUGGUAUCUCCCACUGAUGGUCCCUCUAAGGUGUCUUACACCUUACAGCGUCAGACUAUCUUCAACAUUUCCCUUAUGAAACUCUAUAACCACAGGCCAUUAACCGAGCCGAGCUUGCAAAAGACAGUUUUAAUCAACAACAUGCUGAGGCGAAUCCAGGAAGAGCUCAAACAAGAAGGCAGCUUGAGGCCCGUGUUCGUCACCGCUUCGCAGCCCGCCGACCCUCUCAGCGACAACUUCCGCGAGGCCCAGCCGGCGUUCAGCCAUCUCGCCUCCCAGCCCCUUCUCCCCGCCGACUUCAUAAGCACUACGCCCCUGGAGUCCUGCCUCACCCCGGCCUCUUUGCUCGAGGACGACACUUUUUGCACUUCCCCGACUGUCCAGCAUGAUGGUCCGACGAAACCACCACCUCCUGCUCUCCAACCAGUAAAGGACAGCUUCUCCUCAGCCUUGGAUGAAAUCGAGGAGCUUUGUCCAGCACCUACCUCCGCAGAGGCAGUAGCAGCCGAAACAGCAGCCGAUGACUCUAAAGACCACCCCAGCGAGUCCGGUGUUCAGAAGCCCGAGGGCUUCCCCGAUAGCAGAACGGCCGACUCGAAACUCAUGGACUCGCUACCCGGCAACUUUGAGAUAACAACUUCCACAGGUUUCCUCACAGACUUGACCCUGGAUGAUAUCCUAUUUGCUGACAUUGAUACGUCCAUGUAUGAUUUUGACCCCUGCACAUCUGCCACGGGGGCUGCCUCAAAAAUGGCUCCUGUCUCAGCAGAUGAGCUCCUAAAAACUCUGGCUCCGUACAGCAGUCAACCAGUAACUCCAAAUCAGCCUUUCAAAAUGGACCUCACAGAACUGGAUCACAUCAUGGAGGUGCUUGUUGGGUCUUAAAAUAUAGAAAUAUAGCAACCUUUUUUUUUUUUUUUUUUUUAAUUUUAAAUACCAGUACUUGGUAGUAUACACUUGGUAGUAUUUCCGUAGUCCCUCCCACCCCCAAUUCACAGCACUGUGCAUGCGUCCUUGCUUGCCUUUUUUGAAAAGAAAAGGAUCACACUAGUUUUUGCUUCGAGCAGAGUUGGAGUGCCUUCAUCCAUGUAUGACCACUUCUAAUGUAUUUUUUUUAAAGUGGUUCCUCAAGGAAGACUGAAUAUCCUGGUAUAGGAAAAGAAUAUGUAUUGUAGACAAUGUUAUGUUAUUACAAAAAAAAAAGUAAAAAAAAAAAAAGUAAAAGCUAAGCACAAGGAUUAUGUUGGGGAAAGCUGUAAAUUGCAUGUGCAUAUUUGUCUAUUUUUUCUAUAAGUUUUAUUGCAAGAGGUAAAAAAUUUUAUUAUUUAGAUAAUCUCAAUACCAUUUUAGCCCUGUAUAGGUUGACUUAGCAAUUCAGCCUUUUGGAGGCAUUAACCUGCUCCUCUUUAAGUGUUGCAUUUACAUGGCUGUUUAGAAACUGCUGCCCAAAUUUAUUUUAUAUUUUUGUACAGAUUCUGCAGUUUAUGAUAUUGUUUUUUCUAAAAAACAAAUGCUGUUUAUACACACAAAAAAUAGCUAUUUUGAUAGGAUUUGCUCACAUAGUUCCUGCAUAAUUCAGAUGUACAAGAACCACUUGUACUUUUAUACAGAGUUGUAAUGUUUUAUAUGUGUAUGGUGCAAAGAGAAAAUUGGAUCAAAUAAGCCUGCAGUCGGUUUCCCUGAGUGCAAACAAACAAACAAACAAACAAAAAAGUGCUUUAAGAAAGGGCUGGGAGCUGCUUCUGUAGGAGUUUCACAAGUGUUUGCUCCCUGCUGUACCCACUGCACACUACUGUGAUUCCUGAAACUUAGAGCCAUGUCCUUUUCCAACACCUACGUGAAGCAGUUGGCAGGAAACAGUUGUGGAACUUCACCCCAAGAGGUCCCAAGUGCCACCGCGGCUGCAGCGUCCCAGCGCCGGGCAGGGGUCCCCGGGCCCGUCCAUCCCGCGCGACGUGGAGCGGUGUGGAUCAGCGCUUCACCCCCAGCUCCUGGGAAGGGUUCUGAGGGGGGACGUGCCCAUCACUCACCCAGAACCAACCUCUCGUGUCAACCUUCCCUCCCGACGGGCGCGUGUGCGGGCGGGCGGGAGCCGUGACAGCGGCCACGCGCCUUUCUUGGAGCAUUUCUCCUCGCGUCUCCCCCACCUCGCUGUGCUAAGUGCUGAAAAAAUGGCAACUUCAGUAUUACUGCAGUGAAGCUCAUCUCUGACCUGCACUGGAUGGACUCGCUUUAAAAUCCAUUGCUGUGGAAACUGGAGCUAGUCGUGUUACAUCACUUGGCAUCUCGUAUAGGGUUGGUUUCUUGUAUCAACUGUGUUACCUGCUUUACGCUUUAUAGACCUGUUCUACAACGAAUAUACAGACACAGCUUUCUAUGCAUGGUCCCGUUCCCCGUAACGCCUGAGAAGUCUUCUCAUUACUGCACCAAUAGCAUUUUUUAAGUUCAUUGUGGUGUACAUUUAAUUUAAAAAAGAAAAAAAAAAAUAUUUGCAAUGUAUCAUGCCUAUUGCUGAAGUUGCUAUGGCAUUUUAGUUUCUUUUCAAUGGUACUUUAGCUGUUGAGCGCCGGUUACAACCUAUAUUGUUGACAUGCCUAUGGCUUCUUUAGGAAUAACUUUUAUAUUUAUUUAAGAAAUUUUAAAUUAUGUUUUACGUCAUUUGGCAAUAUUCAGUCAGUUCUGCUCCCUUCUUGUCAUGGAUGAAAUUGGGUCUUGUCUGCCUUUUAUUUCAGGAGGCAGCUUUUUAUAAAUUGGCACUUUAAAACGGGCCAUAUAUAUAUAUAUUUAUUAGUAUGUAGCUAGAGAGAUGUAACAUAGAUAGGCACACAGACACAGUAUAAAAGCAAAUACGUCUUUUGCAAUGAAGGAACUCCUCAUCGAAAUGAAAUGCAUCAUGUACAAUUACGAAAUGCGCUUCUGGCUCCUAAUUCAUCUGCCAGGGUGAGACGUGGGGCUGGGGGAGGGAGGGGGGACCAGGCCCAGGGAGUGGGUUUGUUUCCUUAUUUUUUCUUUUCCAAGCUGAACUCAGUGAAGCAGCAGGAUGCUGAUGGAUUUGCAGUUGUUUCCUUAAACAGAUUAAAAAGAUAAUAAUAAUAAAUUUUUAAAAAAUCAUUGCUUCAAACAGAAAACCAUUGACCAAGUGUAGCUUUAAGGGACCAUCAGAAGCAGGGGGUGGGGAGGAGGGGGCUGCUCCAUCUCACCCCAGCAGUGACGGGACGUUGCUCGAUCCUCGUAGGAAAACCAGCAGCCCUGCGCUCUUGUAAGCGGAAAGAUGUUUGUGUGUCUGUCCGCACACGGUAACAUCAGCAGUUUCACAUGGUAACUUGGUAAACGCUUGCCUUACCAUGGUUAAAAACUCAUUUGCAGUAUGCUGGAGAUGCCCUUUUCUUUUUUUGGGGGGGGGGGGGGGGGGGAAAUUAAUGCAUUUAAACAAAUACUGUAUGCUAAGGAAAAGUUCACAUCAAUGCCAUUUUUGGAGAGCUACGCUCUUAAGUGGGAUUAGUUGAAGUUUUUGUAUCUGCAGAACAGGAGAUGAGCUCUAAAUCCCCUUUACCCCUGGGAAGACUCUGUCUGUGUAUCCUGGGUGCGUGUCCCAGGGCAGCGGCCGUACGGGAAUCCCAUGGGACACAAACGUUCCCAACAGCAAGUGGUGCUGGUCUGGAAUGGCGGCAGAAGGGCCCCGCUGUGGCUUUGUCCCCUCACCGUCACUCAGUGUCACCAGCGUGGCCUUCGCCCAGCCACACGUGGCAUUUCUCCGAGACCUGCGCCAGGGGUGGAGAUUGACAUUAAAUGUGCAAUGAAGUGACAAGAUGGGAGCAGAAUAAGAGCUUUGGAUUUGAAGUGAUUUUUUUUUUUGUUUUGUUUUUCAUAAAUUAUUUAUUCUUUUUUUUUUUCUUCUGUAAAUAUAUUUAUUUUAUUGUGAAGCUAACAACAUCUGGAUUGUAACAUGUACAGAAUGUAUGGUAGGAAUGUAUUCUCUUGUAGGAAUGUAAAUCUGUAUGAAAAAGGGUAUGGGAGCCAGAUUCAGAGAAAAAUGAAUUGAGUUCCAGUCAGGAUAUGCAUGGUUCACAUGACCUCCCCUCCUCUCCCUCCCUUUUUUUCUAAUAUGGGUCUGGUUGUUUGAAAUAUGCAAAAGAAGGUAUGGAAAGGGGCAGUUUUGUGUUCAAAAUCAGUCCUAGUCCGGCUCCUAACCCUGUCAGCUUCUCGAGACAGGGCCUCCCCUGGCGCUCUGCUGGAAUCUGCGACCAGAGCCAGGAGCAAACGCAAUGGCCUCCAGCCUGCUGGCCGCCUAAAUGUUUGAAAAAGGUGAUUUUUUAAUUUUUAUUUAACGUUUUUAAACACACACGGGAAGCCCAGCCUGGGGCUGGAGGGCUGAGUAAGGUUGCAGGGUGUCACCUCCAGCCCCUGAAGUUGUGACGACAGAGCUGACACCACCUCAUCACCAGAAGGUAAGGCCAGGCAGGAAGUCAGGAGCACACUUUGCGGGGGGUUCCAACUCCCUGCACUGGUCUGUGUGUCCCUCCACCUGGUCCUUGGCCACCACAGGUCCCUUCCAGAGCCCAGCGGGACCCCACAACCCUGUCCAAAGGAAGGGGAACUUCAGGAGAACAUCUUGAGCAGCAUCAUGUUCUGAUGCAUCCAUCUGGCACCUUCCUUGAGGCCUCCAGAGCAGCAAGGCAGUAAAGCCGCCCUCUGAAGCAAUCACUGGAAGAAUAAAUUUGGACCUUGUGAAAGGUGAUUUGUUUUUUCCUCAACGCUGUGUGGUAAUAACCUGGGUUGUUUAAAACCAAUGCGUUUUGAAUCCAAAGUUUACACUCUUAGCACCAUUAAAUUGAGUAAAUCGUAAUGGGCCCUGUCUGGCAAACGGUUUAAUUCAGUCUGGCAUAUUGUGAAAUUUGUUACAGGGUUUCUUCUGGUUUUGGUUUAGGGUUUGUUUUUAUUUUUCUUCCCUCCAUCAGGUUUCAGUAUCCUGCUUCUGUGCAAGUCGCUUUCAGUGCUUCUAUUAAUUAAUGAGACUGAACAUUUUUGAAUAAAUUACUUAUUUUUAUAAGCACUUUUUCUUUUUCCUGAAAAUUAGCCUCAUGUAAGCUCUGGAACCUCUUUGAAAACACACAUUGCAGAUAAAAAUCCCAACCUCAACUCCUAUCUAGUUCUGAGCGUAAUCCGUACUAGCGCCUGUAAAGGCCAAAUUCUGGAAAAGGUGUAAAUAGUGUGACAUGUUCAGUGCAUGGUUGUUUGAACAGGGCUUGUUAUUGUAAAAAAAAAAAGAAAAAAAAAAAGAAAAAAAAAAGGAAAAAAUAUGGAAAAAAAUAAGAAAAAAGGCUGUAUUUCCCCUCCCCUCCCACAGACCUUAGAGCUGUGCCUUUUCUAUGCAAUAUUACAGACAUAUACAUCUGAAACCAGAUUACUGUAUUCACUUGUAGGUAUGGGCUGUAAUCAAAAACCAAUUGGACAAAUGUACAUGGAAAUGAGCAGUCUUACUUUUGUAGUUUUAUAUUAUACAAUAAACAAUUAAAAAUAAAA
This is a messenger RNA of Columba livia (rock pigeon), 32804 nucleotides long. It is a transcript of the gene SERTAD2, whose product is annotated as SERTA domain containing 2. The record is from RefSeq and is a predicted model, not a curated record. NCBI's taxonomy places the organism in Eukaryota, Metazoa, Chordata, Aves, Columbiformes, Columbidae. Gene Ontology annotation, cellular component: nucleus. The coding region runs from base 27198 to 28166 and encodes 322 amino acids. The transcript is spliced from 6 exons. Gene Ontology annotation, molecular function: transcription regulator activity.